Messenger RNA from Physella acuta, 387 nucleotides. Its product is annotated as galectin-5-like. The record is from RefSeq and is a predicted model, not a curated record. Lineage: Eukaryota; Metazoa; Mollusca; Gastropoda; Physidae. Gene Ontology annotation, molecular function: carbohydrate binding.
AUGUAUUUAGAUCUACCUUGUGGAAUAGCUGUUGGUAACAUGGUUGUGCUGAAAGGUGUGUAUCUCAACGACACAGGGUUCACUCUAAAUCUGAAGAACGCCGCCAACAUUAUCCUCAACUUCCGCCCCCGCAUCAAGAACCUUCCUGUAGUCACGCUAAACUACAAGUAUAACAAUGUCUGGGGGACAGAGUGGGUUCCCCUCUACAACACAUUCCCCUUCAACGUCGGCCAGCCGUUUAGCCUGCACAUCCUGGCCGGUGGCACUGGUUACGUCAUCUUCAUCGACGGCAAGUGGUUCAGUAACUUCACCUACGUCAUGCCGACAACUAGUGCCAGAUAUUUUGAACUCACCGGCGCGAUCAAACUUCUGGAAUUAAGUGUUUAA